ACAGAGGGAUUUCCCUCCUCCACACAGCUGCCUUCAGGCCAUGCCUUCUUUGCCGGAGAAACCGGUUUCCUCUAUCUGAACAGACAUGCAAAACACACAGACACACACACACCUACGCAGAAGGGCUCUUCCUCACACAUGCACACACACAAUCAAAAAAGAAAUACACAACCCCACCCCUGCUGCCAGCUGUUUCUGGUUAGGCUGUUGGGCGAGCAGUGAACAGGAGGAGCAGGCAGGCCAGAGUUAUGGAGCGGCAGCUGGAGAUCACUGCCCUCGGUCUGGCUCUCACAGGGUGGCUCUGUGCCAUUCUGACACGCUGCCUGGCCCUGUGGAAGGUCAGCGGCACCCUGGACAACAUCACGGCUACUCUGCCUGCCUACUGGGAUGGGGUGUGGCUGGAAUGGGAUCACUGGGAUUUGGCCCACGAUGGCAGCUUGCACUGCUCCUUCUACCAGUCUCUCAUGUCUCUCUCUGGAAGUUUCCGGACGUGGAGAGCCCUCAUCAUGGCUGCCAUCGGAGCCGGGGCUUUUGCUGCGGUGACAGGAGCAGCGGGGGCGGUGUGGUUCCCUAUGCGUGGCCAGGUCAAAGUGUUUUCUGGAACUCUCUUUGUUUUGUCUGGGAUCCUGCUGUUGAUUCCCACAGCCUGGACGUGCCACCACACCAGUCAGCCACUGGAGGGUGCUGUGCAGCUGAGAAGAGACUGGGGACCUGCGCUGUACCUGGGAUGGAUCUCCUUUGUUUUGAUGGUGGCUGGAGGGGGGUUUCUCACCACCAGAUGCCCCACUAGUGAAAGGCAGGUGCAGCCGCCUGAGGAGAGCAGGCACCCGAAUCUUGAGGAGGCUACUCACCCACUGAGCCAAAUCAACAGAACUACGUUCACACACAGCCAGUACGAACGCAGAUCGGAGCCUAUCUGAGGGGACUGGGAAGUAAUAUUUAAAGCGUGAAUGAGUAGAAUUCUGGCUGCACCUGCUGAGUAAUGAUGCACAGACUUAACUAAUCAUUAACAUACUGUGUGCGGAAGCACAGAGACGUGUCUUGCCACUAGUUUUAUUGGUAGAGAUAUUGAUGGUAGGAUUUCAAAUUUGCAUCUUGUUUUGCAUUUGUGUUUCUUCCAUUUCCACUUAACCUUACACACUGUAUAGCAUUGUUUUACAUUCAAUCUUCAUUUCCGGCCUCCAUUAUCACUGUAAAAUUACACGUUUGCUUUUACUUGAUGCAAUUAUUGAUACUAAACUGACAUCAAGACAUCACAGCCCUCUGAUCCUCUUAAUUCAUUGUAAUUGUAAAUGUCAUUGUAAUACCUUAAACUAAACCGAUACAUUGCCCUGCAUUAGAGUAAUACCAUUUAAGAUUUGUUGUUGACAGUGGCAAAAAUGUUGUUUACAACCGAGAUGAAUUCUGUGCAAAAGGACACAAAA
Etheostoma spectabile (orangethroat darter) is the source of this 1424-nucleotide messenger RNA. RefSeq names its product claudin-9-like. Gene Ontology annotation, molecular function: structural molecule activity. Bases 249 to 920 code for a protein of 223 amino acids. Lineage: Eukaryota; Metazoa; Chordata; Actinopteri; Perciformes; Percidae. Gene Ontology annotation, cellular component: bicellular tight junction; membrane. The transcript has a single exon. The record is from RefSeq and is a predicted model, not a curated record.